AUAAUAAAUAUGGUUCUUUUUAUCGCUCUUUAUUGCGAAAUAUUACAAUUUCCAAAACGUUGACCUACUCGACAAUCGUUGGACAUUACCGUUCAGUCAACUAUUAAAUCAGAAAUGACGAAAGUUAUCAAUUGUGAAAUCAAUUUGUUAAUGGAACAUGAUUUUUUACUGACGAAAAUAAGUUUCAACAAGUAGUUUAUAUUAAAGGGGGAUUUCCAUUUAAACAAUUCGUUCGUGAUGGCGUGCCCACCCAAGUGGACUAUAUUUUAUUUCAUAAUUUAUCUCGUUGCGCAGAACAAUGAAGUCUAUUGCCAAUAUAGUCCUGAAGGAUGUGAACCAUAUGGUGACUUACUUGGUGCACUUGUAAAGGAGCUGGGCGAGAAAGAGAAAAGCCUAUUAUUGAAUGCACUUCUAUCAAUCGCUACUAAUAAUGGUAUUAUACCAGACCUAUCACCACUUAUUCCAUCCCGUCAAAUGACCAAUAAUGUAGCGCAAACGAACUCAGUACCACAAACUUUGAAUGCUAUUCCUUUGACUGCAAGGCCUGAUAUUGAGACACCAUAUUGUGUUCCGGAGCCACCACAAAAUGAUUACCAAAAUCAGUAUGUUUCACCUGAUUUGUUGAUUCCAACUCAGACAUCUUAUAAUGAUAUUAUAAUAACAUUAAAUGGAAUACCAAAUUCUCCCUAUGCUGAUCCCGCUUCAGCAUUUACAUCACCGCCUCCGUCGUCACGAUCACCCCCGCCUCCCUCAUCACAAUCAUCAGCUUCCUCCCAAUCAUCAUCUUCAUCAUACUUAGCCCCAUCACAAUUAUCAUCCUCAUCACAAUCUUCAUCUUCGUCAUACUCAACUCCAUCACGAUCAGCUUCCACGUCCCAAUCAACUUCCUCAUCGCAAUCCAUUACUCCAUCAUAUUCACCUACCUUAUCAUCAUUAUCAUCUUCAUCACACUCAUCGGCUUCAUCACAAUCAGCGAUAUUACAACCACCAACGUCACAUUCACCAGCACCACAACCACAAGUUUCACAAUCAAAUCCUGCGCCAAAACCAUCUACGCCACCAAAAUCAGCUUCUAUUUCCCCGCCAUCCUCUCCAUCUCCUCAACCACCUCCAAAUUACCCGAAACCGACGUCCACUCCCGUUUCUAGUUCACCAUCAUCGCAACCUUUACCCACUUCAUCUUCGUCAUCUCCAAAACCAUCUGAGAAACCCACCCCAUUACAGACUGCUGAAAGUAGGCCAGUAGGAGGAACUGCAAAUGCAGUACCUUCUAAUACAGGACGUUCUUCAAAUAUAUGCUAUUAUGAAGAAUUCCCUAUGAUUCCCUUAGAGAUAAAUCUUCCAGCACCGCAUAUACCAGAACCGAGGAUAACAAUAGUAACAGCACCCGCUCCAGUUGAAAAGAAGACGUCCCCAUUGAAGAAAAUGUUACCCCUAAUUUUAAUAGCGAUGCUCUGCAAUAAUAGAAAUAACCAAUGUCCAUGCGUCUGUGAGAGUCCAAGCAUAGUCCCAAUACCUUAUCCUUUUCCGAUACCAUUUCCUACCUGCGGAAAUUACAACGAUGACGACGAUGAUGAUGACGAUGACAUUCCAAAGAAAGGAAAUCGACACAGACGUGAAGAUUUUGACUACUGGGAAGGCAGAAGAUAGUAUUUAAUUUUUGAAUAGCGAAAUUAAUAAUAAUGUAAUAUUCAGUUAUUUUGAAUACGAAGUUAAAUCUCUAAAAAAAUAAAAAAUUACAACUUU
Messenger RNA from Aricia agestis (brown argus), 1746 nucleotides. Its product is annotated as leucine-rich repeat extensin-like protein 5. Bases 238 to 1650 code for a protein of 470 amino acids. Lineage: Eukaryota; Metazoa; Arthropoda; Insecta; Lepidoptera; Lycaenidae. The transcript is spliced from 2 exons. The record is from RefSeq and is a predicted model, not a curated record.